AUGAUAUUUACUCAACGCAACUUUACUCGAUUAAUGUUUAUGAUGAUGGCAAAAGUGUGGGGAGUAAAUGGAGGUGGAGGUGCAACUGCCCCGAUUUCCGCGUUCUCUUCAGCCUUUGUGCCACCGAUGCAUAAUAAUAUGCCUCUGAAAAAACCGCCAACGAAUCUCCACGUUCAAGCGCUUAAUUCAGGGAAAUCUUUUCCGGCUGCUCAAUCAAAACAUUCGUUUGAUAAUCCUAAAUUUGCAAUGAAGCAUAAGAAUGCUCUUGUAUCGAAUUUAGGGGAAACGAUUGGAGAAGAAAAAAAUAAAGAAGUUGUUGCCAAUCAAGAAAAAGAUAUUCGUCUACUUAAUGGCGCCGAAACGUUGCCGAUAGCAUCGCGUCGCCUUUUGUUAGAACCGAACCGAUUAAAGGCUUUUGAGUUAAGCAAAGAACCGUUGAAGACUUUUGAUCAUGCAAACGCAGAAAUGAUCAUUAGACAUGCUGUUCCGGAAGGUAUUUUUACUCAUUAA
Meloidogyne enterolobii is the source of this 510-nucleotide messenger RNA. The record is from the annotation of a GenBank genome assembly. NCBI's taxonomy places the organism in Eukaryota, Metazoa, Nematoda, Chromadorea, Rhabditida, Meloidogynidae.